UCCCCUCCCCCCCCUCUCUCUCUCUCUCUCUCUCUCUCUCUCUCUCUCCAAAAUACACAGAUUUAAACAAAAACCCAGUUCGUAUCUCGAAACUCCACAGCCAAAUCACAACCCAAAACAUCAAAGCUCGAAGCUGUCCAAUGGGUUUUCCAGUUGGGUACACAGAGCUUCUGCUCCCAAAGCUCUUCAUCCACACACUCACUCUGCUGGGUCUAAUCCGAAAGCUCAUCUCCACCUUCUUCUCCCUGCUGGGUCUCCAAGAUUUCAUCGAGCCCGACAAUGCCUGGUCCGAUCCGCCAAUCCGAUUCCCGGAGUUCCACUCUGUCUCCGCCGUUCUGAUCCGGGAAAUCCUUCCCCUGGCGAAGUUCUCGGACCUGGUCGACCCGCCCGAGUCGUGCGCUGUGUGCCUGUGCGAGUUCGAGAGCGAGGACGAGAUACGACGGCUCACGAACUGUUGUCACGUCUUCCACAAAAGGUGCGUGGACCGGUGGGUCGGGUACGAGCAGAAGACGUGCCCGCUGUGUCGUACGCCGUUCAUAUCGGAAGAUAUGCAGGGCGAUUUCAAUGAGAGACUUUGGGCCGCUUCUGGGAUCCCCGAUUUUUACGACGAUUAUUCUCACACUAAUCUUGGUUUUGAAUUGUAGCACUUCCAAAUUCAAAGUCUUUUACUUUUCUUUUUACUUUGAAGACAGAGAAAUUUACGAGAGGAUUACUAGAAUCCAACUCAUGGUCUUAUUGUGAAUGUAGAUUCUACCACGGAGUUAGUUACCGGAGCUAUAGGAAACUCCGAAGUUGAUGUUAAUAUGUAAAUAUAGGAUAUUGUUGGAUGAAAAAGAAAAAAAAAUGAGAAUUGAGUGCAAAUGAGAUGAUUUUGUAUAGUUUUUGUUUUCUUUGGUGUGGAAAAUGAGAAUUUGGGGAUGGCAAA
This is a messenger RNA of Malus domestica (apple), 925 nucleotides long. RefSeq names its product brassinosteroid-responsive RING protein 1-like. Lineage: Eukaryota; Viridiplantae; Streptophyta; Magnoliopsida; Rosales; Rosaceae. The record is from RefSeq and is a predicted model, not a curated record.